This is a messenger RNA of Haplochromis burtoni (Burton's mouthbrooder), 709 nucleotides long. RefSeq names its product nuclear GTPase SLIP-GC-like. The record is from RefSeq and is a predicted model, not a curated record. Lineage: Eukaryota; Metazoa; Chordata; Actinopteri; Cichliformes; Cichlidae. Gene Ontology annotation, molecular function: GTPase activity.
GAAAAAGAUCAGUGAUUUGGAGACAGACAAGAGGGAGCUGGUUGGUGUCUUUGGUAAAACUGGGGCUGGAAAGAGCUCUUUGAUAAAUGCCAUCAUCAAAGAGAAGAAUCUUUUACCCUCAGGAAGCAUCAAUGCCUGCACCUCAGUCAUGAUCAAAGUGGAAGCCAACACACGUAGCACAAAGUAUGAAGCAGAAAUUGAGUUCAUCACAAAGGAGGAGUGGAACGAUGAGUUGUGGUCAUUUCAGCGUCAGCUUCUUGGCAAUAAUAAAAAUCAGGACAAGGAAGACGAUGAUUAUCAUGAUGCUGUUGAAAAGCUGUCAGCACUGUAUGGAGAAGACUGGAGAAGGUCCUUUGAAAACCUCAUGGAGAACAAAUAUUUCAAAGAAAUUCCAGAAUUUCUCCAAUCCAAGAGGAAGAUUUUGACAUGUGAAUCAGUAAGACAAACUCAUAUUACUACUAUAACAGACAGCCAUGAUAGACUACACACUGGGGAUGCUGGGAAAUGCACACAGGUGAAACCAGGACAACCUGGACACAAAAGGGAACUGACCAAAUUAUCAGAUUAUGCUGAGAUCCCAUAACUACCUGCUCUAAUUAAAUGGGUUACCAACUGCUAGUAAUACAGAAGGAGCAGAAGAAAUUACAUAAUAGUCAUGCUGUGAGUGAGACGACGCAGCACGUAAUAACAUCAUAUUAGUACUAUAACA